UAAGCCCUUUGAAAGGAAAAGUUGAAACUAACCUUAUUUUUUGUUAGCUUGAAACAGAAACGAAAAAGAGGUAUACAAAGCCACAUUGUUUAUCUUUCUUAUCUCAUUCCUUUGUUAUUUAGAUUAGAGAACUUAUUGAGCUUAAUUUUAACCAGUUCUAAGGGAACGAACAAGGAUGAAGAGGUAAAUUUCCAUUUAUAAUCAUUUCUAAAGCACAUCUUGACGUAUCAUUCUAUCUCUAGCGUGAUAGCUUCCAGAUAGCUUCCUUUGUUCCAAAAGAUUGUACUAUUGAAGAGGUUGCUCGUCGUUGUGAAGAAGGAUUCGCGGCCAAGUGCGAAGCACAUACAAGAGAAAUGCAGAGAAAAACGGAAAUGAUUGAUCAAUUGGAGAGCACAGUUCAAGUGCUUGAAAGUAUAAAUUCUCAAAAGGCAGAGAUUUUAGCAAAGCGUGAGGCACAGAUUGAAUUGCUCAAUAAAAAGCUGCAUGAAAAAUCAACUACAAGCGUACAACAUCUUAUGGCUGCCUUUCACAAAGCAGGCGUUGAUCAACCGCAAGUGCAACGCGCAUUAGAAACAUUAUUUCUUUCUGUGCACCCAGAAGACAUUAACAAAUCCAAGGAAAUUAUCACGCAAAGUAUUAUUCAACAACAGCAAAAGCAACAGCAACAGCAACAAAAAAAGCAAAAAGAGCAGCAAAAAGGACAUGAAAAGGAACAAAAAUUAGAACAACAACUAGAACAACAGGCAAAUGUCCAAGCAGACUCACAGGAAAAGUCUCAGGCAAGCACUCAGACAGACGCACAAGUCAAUAUUCAAACAGACACUCAGGCAGAUUCCCAAGAAAACACACGAGCUAAUUCUCAGACAGAGCAACAGACACAAUCUAUGACAACCCUUUUGGCAGAACAACAGACAAGCCCCCUGGCAAACACUCAGGAAGAACACCAGGCAGAGCAAGCUAUAUAUACCAAACCUAAAGUAUCACCACAAUUAUUUAUAUCCAUACAAGAAGCAUGUACAUACUGUCCGUUACCGGCAUUUACAAUAUACCAACCCAUCGAAAAAUACUCUUGUCCUGACCUGGUUGAGGACGGUAAUACGAGCGAUACCACUGAACAUGGACAUUCUCGUGAAAACUCUUUCUGGGAGGAACAAAGUUAUAAGACGGACAGUGAAGUAGAGGAGAUCGAUAAAGUAUAUUCUCCUUAUGCUGAGCAUAUCCAGCAGACCUUAUUCUACCUUCCAAAUUGGAUUCUUGUUGCAUGGUGUAUUUUCUACCUUCUUCGUUUAUAAAUACCCCCCCUCCCUCCAUUAUCAUUGACAUGUGUAAAAUAGGCAAAUCAUUUCUCCCAUUUUGUUUAAUAAAAGAUGCAUAUAUGUAUACAGUAUUCUAAAUUGUGUAUAUUUUUAUUUAAAGACUUGAUCCACCAACAACAGC
Rhizopus microsporus ATCC 52813 is the source of this 1437-nucleotide messenger RNA. RefSeq lists its product as uncharacterized. The transcript has a single exon. The coding region runs from base 354 to 1292 and encodes 312 amino acids. The record is from RefSeq and is a predicted model, not a curated record. Lineage: Eukaryota; Fungi; Mucoromycota; Mucoromycetes; Mucorales; Rhizopodaceae.